GGCAGGGGCAGGGCCAGGGCAGAGUACUUGGCCCUGAGCUGCCCAGGAAACCCCACUCCUGACGGGGCGAGCUCCCGCUGUGCCCCUGAACAGAAUCGGCAUGAGGCGCCCCCUGUACACCGGCCCCGGCCGCGGCCCUGCCUGGGACGGACUGCUGCUCACAGGCACCCUGCUCGCAUCCUGCAUCUGCCCUGCCUCCUCGGAGCUGCCCGCCUCUGCGCCUCCAGACACCGUGACAGAAGGAGCCGGGGCUCUCCUUCCUGUCCCCAGGAGCCGCGAUGGCCUUCUCUCCACUUCCUGGUCCCGAGUGCACGAGGCCCAGCAAGACAGCCCGGUCUUCUCCCACGAGGGCCUCCGGGGGCCCGGCCACGCUGGCCGCGCGAUGCCGGGUGCCCCAGCCAGCCCGGUCAUCAGAAACAUGACCAGCUACCCUGCGGUGCUGGACCCCAGGAGGGGACGCAGGAGUGUGGCAGAGCAGACACAGGACAAGGACUUCGAGCUGCUGCUGCUCACCUUCCCGGAGACCUCGCUGGGCGUCGUCCGCAGCGAACUCAACUUCUCGGUGGUCCUGGGGUGUGUGCCCAACCGGAUCGCGCCCUCGCUCCUGAUCCACUGGACCUUCCACGGGCAGCCCCGGGGCACCGGGGAGAAGCUGCUCCUCCGGCGGCUGGCCCGGGAGCACCUGGGCACCUACACGUGCUCGGCCCGGAGCAGCCAGGGACAGCCCUCCGCCAAGUCCGUGGACGUCUCCCUGCCGGAAGCCGACAUGGGCUCCAUGGAUGAGCCCAUCGACCCGGACCCCGUCCUCACGCUGUCAGGAGGAUCUGCCAUCGCCCUCCUGGUGGCCGGAUGUGUGGGGCUGGUGGUCGUGAUGCUGGGAAUCGGCUCCGCCAUCGUCCAGAUCCAAAGAUCUGACAGGGGAAGGAUCCAAAGAUGCUGCUGAAGUGUGAGUACGUGCCUGUCAGCCUGGGAGCUGAUGCCACAGAGGGUGGGAAGAGAAUCCUCUGUUCAGGGAUGAGAUGAAGUUUCCUGGGGGCUCCAUGGGAGAUCUCCUCCCUCCUGGUUUCCUGAUCAUGUGUUUGUUGUAUGUUCCCCCGUUGUUGAGAGCCCUGGGGACCAAUUAUCCAAGACACCCCAUCUGCCCCUCUCACCCAACUCCUGGAAACCACCCCCACAAGCAGUGUAUAUAUUUCAUAAAACUCUUGGGAUGCCAGCAAAAAAAACUCACUGUAGUGCCUCAAUAAAAAAAAUA
This is a messenger RNA of Pipistrellus kuhlii (Kuhl's pipistrelle), 1252 nucleotides long. It is a transcript of the gene IGSF23, whose product is annotated as immunoglobulin superfamily member 23. The transcript has 5 exons. Lineage: Eukaryota; Metazoa; Chordata; Mammalia; Chiroptera; Vespertilionidae. The coding region runs from base 101 to 943 and encodes 280 amino acids. The record is from RefSeq and is a predicted model, not a curated record.